Molecule: messenger RNA, 864 nt
Organism: Cervus elaphus (red deer)
Lineage: Eukaryota; Metazoa; Chordata; Mammalia; Artiodactyla; Cervidae
Gene: MYL2
Product: myosin light chain 2
Exons: 7
Coding region: 138-638 (166 amino acids)
Biological process (GO): cardiac muscle contraction; heart development; muscle cell fate specification
Cellular component (GO): myofibril; cytoplasm
Molecular function (GO): calcium ion binding
Source: RefSeq, a predicted model, not a curated record
GCCUCACCUACCACUGCCAAAAGUGGUCAUGGGGUUAUUUUUAAACUUAGGGAGGAAGUAUUUAUUGUUCCCAGGCUGAAGAGAGCCGGGCAGACUGUGGGAUUCUUCUGGGGGAGUACUGCUGCGUCCUUUCCACCAUGUCACCUAAGAAAGCCAAGAAGAGAGCAGAGGGAGCCAAUUCCAAUGUGUUCUCCAUGUUUGAACAGACCCAGAUCCAGGAAUUUAAGGAGGCCUUCACCAUCAUGGAUCAAAACAGGGAUGGUUUCAUCGACAAGAAUGACCUGAGGGACACCUUUGCUGCUCUUGGGCGUGUGAACGUGAAAAAUGAGGAAAUUGAUGAAAUGCUCAAGGAGGCUCCAGGUCCAAUUAACUUUACUGUGUUCCUACAGAUGUUUGGGGAGAAACUUAAGGGAGCAGACCCCGAGGAGACCAUUCUCAAUGCGUUCAAAGUGUUUGACCCUGAAGGCAAAGGAGUGCUCAAGGCUGAUUAUGUCAAGGAGAUGCUGACCACGCAGGCGGAGAGGUUUUCCAAAGAGGAGAUUGACCAGAUGUUUGCCGCCUUCCCCCCUGAUGUGACUGGCAACUUGGACUAUAAGAACCUGGUGCACAUCAUCACCCACGGAGAAGAGAAGGACUAAGAGAGUGGCUUGCUUUUGGGUGGGCAGAUGGGGGCAUCCUUGCCCUCUUCUCAUUUUGCCCAGUAAUGCACCACCCCCAACCCUGGCCAGUUGGUCAUGUGGCUGCCUCAUUUAUCCACCUCCAUCUUCUUUGCAGUCUGGGUGCCUUAGAGCUACCACGUGACCACACAGCUGGCAGAUGGAAAUUCACCCAGAGCCUGUGUUCAAAUAAAGAGGAGGUCGUGUA